AUGUUCGACUCGAACACGGGCGACUACUUCGCCGUCAAGGGCGUCGACUACUACCCGCGUCCCAAUUCAGGCGAACUCAAUGUCAACAACUACGACUUCUUCUCGGACGAUAACAGUUCCAUCUGGAAAGAUGACAUCGCUUACCUCGCUGAGGCGGGCGUCAACGCUGUUCGUCUGUACGCCGUGGAUCCGUCCAAGUCGCACGACGGCUUCAUGUGCGAGCUGCGCAAAUAUGGCAUGUACGCGCUUGUGGAUCUUGGUGCCAGUUGCGAGAACUGCUCCAUCACCGUGGACGAAUACCCAGCAUGCUACCCGGGUGCGCUCAAGACUCGUGGGCAGCAGAUUAUUACCGAGUUUGCUCAGUACGACAACACGUUGGGCUUUAGCGCUGGUAACGAGAUCAACAACCUUGUCAAGGAUGCCAGCACCAACGCCCCGUGUCAGAAGAAGUUCAUUCGCGACAUGCGCGCCUUCAUCGGUGGCUGCUCGUCCACCAUGCGUAGCAUCCCCGUGGGUGUCGUGAUGGCCGACCCGGACACCACAAACAAUAACCGCGAGCUCAACGCCCAGUACUACAACUGCCGCACAGAAUCGAGCGAUAAAUACGAGAACGCCGAAUGGUAUGGCCUCAACACGGACCAGUACUGCGACGGCGACGUGACGGAGCUCGCCGACGCUGACGGGUUCUCACAGUUGCUGACGGAUUUCUCAAACUACAGCAUGUCUAUUCCAGUAAUGCUGACAGAGUACGGCUGUGUGAACCCGAGCUUUCCUACUGUCGGUAAGUACGAGGCGCAGCGCACGUGGCGACAGGCCGGCUGGUUGCUAGGUGAAAAAUGGCCAACUCGGACGGCUCGGGUUCGACCACGUCGUCGUAUCCAUUCACAACCUACGGCGCGCAAACUAUGGUCUGGGCUACUACUCGCCCGAGGAAUGCGACUGGAUUGA
This is a messenger RNA of Phytophthora infestans T30-4, 948 nucleotides long. Its product is annotated as glycoside hydrolase, putative. The transcript is spliced from 2 exons. Gene Ontology annotation, molecular function: 1,3-beta-glucanosyltransferase activity. Lineage: Eukaryota; Oomycota; Peronosporomycetes; Peronosporales; Peronosporaceae. Gene Ontology annotation, biological process: cell wall (1->3)-beta-D-glucan biosynthetic process. Gene Ontology annotation, cellular component: cell wall. The coding region runs from base 1 to 948 and encodes 315 amino acids. The record is from RefSeq and is a predicted model, not a curated record.